AUGGGGAUGAUCACUCAGUGUUUAACAGCUCUCUGCUGUGUUCAGCAUGAAGAGCAAGGAAUGCCCCUGUUGUCAUUUUGCUCCAGCAAAAAAUGUAACAUCCUACAUGUAAACCUUAUCACUUGUGUCACAGUCUACGACUUACAUUUCAGAUAUUUCCAGAAAGCAUUAGACCACGAUAAUCGGUGGAAUGUUAAAGAUAGUAAAAUAAUAUCCAUAUAUUUCUAUCAUCUAUCAUCUAUCUGUCUGUUUAUCUGUCUGUCUAUCUAUCUAUCUAUCUAUCUAUCUAUCUAUCUAUCUAUCUAUCUAUCUAUCUAUCUAUCAUCUAACUAUGUAUCCAUCCACCUAUAUAUUAUGUAUCUAUCAUCUCUCAUAUAUAUACUCUAUCUGUAUCUGUAUCUCUAUAUCUAUAUCUAUUUUUCUGUCAUUUAUUUAUCCAACUAUUUAGCUUCUAUCUACCAUAAUCUAUCUAUUCUAUUUAUCAUCCAUCUAUCAUUUAUCAUGUAUCUAUCAUUCUAUUAUCUAUCACUUGUCUACUAUCAUCUAUCUAAUACAUCUAUUUUGUCUAUCAUUUAUCUCUCUGUUCAUCAUCUACCUAUAUAUCUAUCAUCUUGUUAUCAUGUAACUGUUUAUCAUCUAUCUGUUUUUCUUAUAUCUACUAUCAUAUAUUAUCUAUCUAUCUUAUCUACAUAUCAUCUAUCUAUCUAUCUAUCUAUCUAUCUAUCUAUCAUCUAUUUAUGUGUUGGCAAAGUUAACCGAAGUUAUCGUUCUAAACUUAGAAAAAAGUUAUUCUUCUAA
Messenger RNA from Mus pahari (shrew mouse), 798 nucleotides. RefSeq lists its product as uncharacterized. Bases 1 to 798 code for a protein of 265 amino acids. NCBI's taxonomy places the organism in Eukaryota, Metazoa, Chordata, Mammalia, Rodentia, Muridae. The record is from RefSeq and is a predicted model, not a curated record. The transcript has 3 exons.